Symbiodinium pilosum is the source of this 1152-nucleotide messenger RNA. NCBI's taxonomy places the organism in Eukaryota, Dinophyceae, Suessiales, Symbiodiniaceae. The record is from the annotation of a GenBank genome assembly.
AUGGCUUGGUGCGCGCCGGCCUGGGAAGAGCUGCAGGCUAGCCUUCCCAAGCAGCAGAAGGCGCAAGCACCAUGGAUGUUUGCAGAGUGCUCGCCAAAGGGUCUCUCGCCCCUCCGAGCGCUGCGACAGGGUCUGUUAACGCAUUGGCCGCUUUCUGUCCGACGACCUGCUACCAGUGAGGACAUCUUGACGUGCCCGAGUGCAGCCUCGACAGAAACACAAGCGCAGCUUGUCCCACUUAAGCGUGCUUUGAAACCACCCGAUCUGUCGAGGCUGCUUCCAAGUUCGAUAUCUUCAGUGUUGCUUAACAGGCGUGAAGAGCGGUGGUUUCUAGAGCAGCUUGGUGGCGAGGUGCACACCUUCGCAGCUGAGGAGGAUCUCCGGCUGCACCUGCUGAAGCCUCCGAAGCUUCCGGGCCAGCAAGAAAGACCUGGUUGCAUGAUCCUGUUCCAUGGCGGGUCCUGGAUGGUGGGCUCUCCUUCACAGUUCUACCAGCACGCCGAGGUUAUCGCCAAAGAUCUCGGAGUGGCAGUUGCAUGCUGCCAGUAUCGUUUGUGGCUGAAGCACCCUCGAGCAGAUGUGCCAUUUGAUGCCAUCAAGGAUGCACAGCGCUGCGUGCGGUUUCUCCACGAUGAGGCCGAUGUCUUGGGCCUGGACAGGAGGAGGUUUGUGGUUGGCGGGCUUAGCGCCGGUGGACAUCUUGCAGCCAUGACAGCGCUGGAAUCUGGCGCAGAGAUAGGGCUUGCAGGACUUGUUCUGUUGAAUCCAGUGCUUGACCUGAGCUUUUCAGCAGGUUGGCGCAGGAGAAAGCCGCUAAUAUGGCUGGGCUCGACACUCCUUCGCGCACGUUAUGGCGAGGAAGCGUUGCAAUCCAAGUCGCCGAUACAUCAGGUUCGCAACCUGCCUUUCCCGACUUUGAUCUUGCAUGGUGAGGAGGACGACGUCAUCCCUCUGGCACAAUCGGAGGUUUUCGUGGCAGAAAUGCAGCGGUCUCACAAUGAUUGCAAGAUGAUUGCUUUUCCUCAGGUAAAUCAUCACUUCCUGCAUGCAAAGCCAGAGGUGGCAGAGCGCCACCUACUUGCACUUGGCAGUUUCCUACAGGAGGCUGGCGUCAUGCAUGGCUCUGCAGGAGAUUACAAGUGCAAGCAGUGA